AUGAACUCUCUAGAGCAUAAAAAUCGAGAACGUCGUGUUCCAACUUCACGUAUUGCACGUUUAGCCAGUUUUGCUCAGUUGGGUUUCGGAUUAGCGACAGGCGCCGCUGCUGAAAUGAUUAGACGAAGUUUUUCGGGCGUUUUACAAGUUUUACAAGAAGAAAACAAAACUGAAAAUUCAUCAAACUCAUGGCAAAGUUCUUUUGUCACUCCUGCUAACGCAGAAAAAAUUGUACUAACUCUUUGUAAAGUUCGUGGUGCAGCUCUUAAACUUGGUCAAAUGCUGAGCAUGCAAGAUCCAGAAACUGUAUCUCCCGUUCUGCUUAAAAUAUUUGAGCGAGUUCGUGACAGUGCUGAUUUUAUGCCUAUACGUCAAGUUAUAACUCAGAUGCGCAAUAACUUCGGUAAAAACUGGGCUGAAAACUUUACAAACUUUGACGAAAAGCCUUUUGCUGCAGCUUCAAUCGGCCAAGUCCAUCGUGCUACUCUUCUUGAUGGUCGCAAGGUUGCCAUAAAAAUCCAAUAUCCUGGUGUUGCCCAUGGAAUCGAUUCUGACAUUGAUAAUUUAAUCAAUAUUAUGAAUUAUACAAAUUUUUUACCUCGAGGAUUAUUCUUACAAAACUUUGCAGAUGCCAUUAGACAAGAACUGAAAUUGGAAUGUGAUUACAAACGUGAAGCACGCUCUAUGAAAGUUUUCCGCUAUUUAUUAAGGAAUGACUCGGAAUUUUAUAUACCAGAGGUGGUUGAUCAUUUAACAACAAAUCAAGUUUUAACAGCAGAUUUUGUGGAGGGUAUGCCACUCGAUAAAUGUGCUGAGGAACAGCAACAAGUCAGAGAUUAUAUUGCUCGGAAAUUGAUUGAACUUUGUAUGAAAGAAAUAUUUAUUUGGAGAUUCAUGCAAACGGAUCCAAAUUGGUCCAAUUUUUUUCUCGGUCGCCAUCCGACAACUGGUGAACCACGAUUGGUCCUGCUGGAUUUUGGUGCUUCAAAAUCUUAUUCUAAAAAUUUUAUUGACUCAUAUAUGCAUAUAUUGCGCGGUGCAUAUAAAAAAGAUAAAAAAAAAAUCUUGAAAUAUUCUAGAGAAAUUGGCUUCUUAACCGGUUAUGAAUCGGAGAUAAUGAAUGAUGCACAUUGCGAGUCAAUAAUAAUAUUAGGUGAAACGUUAGCUUCAACUGUACCUUAUGAUUUUUCUCGGCAGGAUGUAACAAAACGUAUUCAUCGUUUAAUACCAGUAAUGCUGCAACAUAGAUUGAAGGCUCCGCCAGAUGAAAUUUAUUCUUUGCAUCGAAAACUUUCCGGAUCUUUUCUAUUAGCGACUAAAUUACAAGCGACAGUAUCUUGUGGACCGAUCUUUAGUAAUAUAUCAGAAAACUAUAAUUUUGGAGAAACUUCUCAAAUGAUUGAUAUCGACAGUGAAAAUUGUUUGGAAAUAGUUUAUAAUCAAUUAAAUUGA
Messenger RNA from Dracunculus medinensis (Guinea worm), 1452 nucleotides. The record is from the annotation of a GenBank genome assembly. NCBI's taxonomy places the organism in Eukaryota, Metazoa, Nematoda, Chromadorea, Rhabditida, Dracunculidae.